AUGCAAUCUUUGCUCCGGAAUGUCUGCCGAGCCGGAAGCCGCGGGGCUGCGGCGAGGCUCCUGGAGUUUGCUGCUCCUGUAGCCACUCAGCCGGGGGCUACGCCGCCAUCCUCGGCCAUCAAACACCUCAGCACUUGCGGGUUCACUCCUCCAACUGGGAUGGAUCAAUUUCUUUGCGUGCAGAAUCGGUUCAUUUCAUGUCAUGGUGUGACUGCUUCCUCUGGUUUCUGCGCGGAGGUUCUCAUGCCGAGGGGUUUGUCGACGGUGGGAAGUGCUGAGGUUGCCUCGGACGAGGACGAUUCCAGCUCCCCUGCGGUUGAGCACCCCCCACGCAUCAAGUUCAAGAGGCCCGACAAGACUGCCAGGCACAUUAUGAAUAUCUUGAACAAAGAGGCGGUUGAUAAGGUCCGUUCGGAGAGGGAGAUCCCUGAUGUGCAGCCUGGAUGCAUCGUUCAGAUGAGAUUGCAAGUUCCUGAGAACAAACGGCGAGAAUCUACAUUGAAAGGGAUUGUGAUAGCAAGGCGCAAUGCUGGGAUAAAUACAACCUUCAGAUUGCGUAGAUUAGUAGCUGGUGUGGGAGUUGAGUCCGUCUUUCCACUUUACUCACCAAACAUCAAAGAAAUGAAGAUCUUGGACAGGAAGAAAGUCAGGAGAGCUAAGCUGUAUUACCUGAGAGACAGGAUGAAUGCACUUAAAAAAUGA
This is a messenger RNA of Triticum turgidum subsp. durum (durum wheat), 702 nucleotides long. Lineage: Eukaryota; Viridiplantae; Streptophyta; Magnoliopsida; Poales; Poaceae. The record is from the annotation of a GenBank genome assembly.